Molecule: messenger RNA, 1486 nt
Organism: Perkinsus marinus ATCC 50983
Lineage: Eukaryota; Perkinsozoa; Perkinsida; Perkinsidae
Product: Stromal membrane-associated protein, putative
Exons: 12
Coding region: 1-1383 (460 amino acids)
Molecular function (GO): GTPase activator activity
Source: RefSeq, a predicted model, not a curated record
AUGAUACGAACCAGACUCGGCAAUCCCCAGACGAUUUUAGUGGACCGAAUCAAGGCAUUUCAGAAGAGCGAUAAGGCCAACAGGCACUGUGCUGACUGUGGCGAGCUGGGUCCGACCUAUAUUUGCACUGAUUUUGGAACGUUCGUGUGUACAGAAUGUGCGGGGAUUCAUCGGGAGUUGACCCAUAAAGUGAAGGGAAUCUCCGUCUCCAAAUGGACCCAGCAAGAGGUCGAGCAUCUGGAGGCUCACGGGAAUACAAGAGAUCGCGAGAUUUACAUGGCAAAUUAUCGUCCGGGAAUCGACUUGGCGGAACCCAACAACCAGGACCGACAACGUUUGAGAGAAUUCAUGAAGCUCAAAUACGUUGACAAGAGGUGGGCAGCGUCUCAAUCAGAUCGUGCGGUACGGGCAACUGUGGUUGAUCGCACCACCGGGUCCCGACAGGGCUCGGUCACUGCCUCCCAUACUUCACAACCGGAUUUGAUCGAUACGACGACCGCGGUGGAUAACGCGGAGCGGAGUUCCAUGAAAACGAAGCAUCACAAACCAAGGAAAAAUUCAACGCCUAAGGCAGAACCAGCAGCUACCAGUGGGGACUUGCUCGAUGAUGACUGGGGCUUCCAAAGUGCCGGAAGCAGUGCUGCCCAGCAGACAGGAUCGUCGAAGCACGGUGCACCCGAUGAGCUACUGAUGCAAACGACAAGCACGAUGCCUGUUAUGCAACAGCCUAGCCCAGUGACUCAGGUGUAUCAGGCUGCCACUACGACUUUCGAUGGAGAUUUGGGCGCUUCUAUUCGUAUGCAAUGUACGUCUUUACUCAACUCUCUCCGACAACUGCAUACGGUGGAUCCUGCGAAGUCUGAGACGGCGAAGCGGUUCAUCGAGGACUCACUGCGGGGACUAGGAAUAGAGUGGAUGUCUGGGUCUUACAGCAGCGCUCCGUUGCCAACAGCUUCUACGGCAUCGGUAUAUGGUGCGGUUGGAUAUCCUGUGUCAAGCAAUCCAUCUGUUGCAUCAACGGGUCAUAUAAGAUCGAACUCCAACCCGUUCGAUGCAAUGGAGUCUACCUCACGGGCUAUGCCACCACAGGUGUCGGUGCCCAGAACUGGCUCGAUCGACCGCAAGGACAACAACCCGUUUGGAGAGAUCGCCGCCUGGCCUCAGAGUUCUUUGCGCGGGAAAUCGGCAGGGGCGACUGUUGGAAUUGACGGCAUCACUCCCAGGAUGAAUGUACCACCUUCAGCGCAGCAGCCUAUUUCUCCUGGUGGUAUGAGCAACUUGCUCGGAGGACUGAGCCCUGCUAGCACCUUCCAGCCUUCGUAUUCGAAUGGUCUCCCGGUUAAUUCCCAACAGACGAGAGAGGAACCAUUCGUCUGGCAAUGACGAGCCAGCGAUCAUGCGACUUUUUAUAAUGCUUGCCAUACGACAAUUGAUGCGCGUCUCUCAUAGCAUAUGUAGUAUCAACAUUCGCAAAAUACAUUUCCCA